CUCAUCAAGACAAAGCCGCGCCGAUACCCCUGGUGAUUCAAUGCAUGCGACAUAAGUAGGUCCGCUCGAAUCUUCUCUGAGCGCCUGCUUCUACCUAAUCCGACUACACACUAUGCGAAGACUCGUUCUACAGAGGUUGAGUCAGCGCCCCUCCACGACCACGCAGCCUAGCGUAAAUGUAGCCAGGCUGAUAGCCUCUCGACAGCGGUCGCAUACCCUGCCUCGCACAGGCCCAUUCGUCUCGCUGCUAGACAAGCAGGACGCUCGAUCUCCGCGCCCUCUCUUAUUUUCUGGCGAGCUUCUCACUACGAGGACGCAUCUUGGCUGCCGGCCAAGACCAUUGGCAACGCUAAGCAUUCGAACGUACUCGGCGUGGUUUGCUUCUCGUUCCUCGGAGAGCUCGUCUGGAGGCAAGGCCAAGAAGGACAGUGAAGAUAGACAUGACCGCUCCAGCGAACUGAUAUUGAAAAUGCUCGAGCCGCCGAAGGAUGGAUGGUACGGCUAUGCGAAACUUAGCUGCAUCAUGUUGUCUGUCGGGGUGUCUGUCUAUGUAGCAUUGGCAUACUCCUGGACCAGGUCGGCCGACGAGCUCCGUGCGCUCAUAACAGAAAACGGUUUUCCAUCACGUGCAGCUUUGGAAGCCAAAUACCGAGAGCAGCGGGCUCUGAGCUUCGAUAGAGCCUACCAGAUUAUUCUCGCGCUUCUCCCACCGCUCCACAUGCCCCCAUCAGCUCAUGAAUUGACGCUUCGUUUGAAGGACUGGUAUACAACUCUCCCACCGUGCCGGUCCGCAGUGGUUCCUGUCCUCAUUAUCAACACAGGCGUAUUCAUAUUAUGUAAAAGAAGAGCUUUGACCUUGGCUGCACGUCCCCUCCACGAAGUCUUUACAUUCCGAAAUCUUUGUCUAACGGCCUUUCAACACACCUCAUUCGGGCAUUUCCUCUUCGUGCAGACAGCUCUGUGGACUUUAGGUUCUUAUUGUCUUGAGCCCUCAUCUACAGACCCGGUUUACCUCUUAUGUCCAAAGAUUGAUUCGACAUGGCACUUCACCGGCUUUUACUUACUCGUGGCCGUCAUCGCGCGCGGGUACAGUGUUACACCUUGGGCUAUGCGUCAAUACUUCGCAAUGGGAUCGUAUCGAGAGUCCGUCCUCGGACGGCCGACAUUCAAGGGUUUCAGUACUGAAUGGUGGCGUCUCUUUUAUCGAAAGACUCUGGCUCUCGGCCCAAUGGGAGGGGGGCCCGUCGUGUACGCCCUUCUUGGACAGGGAGCAACUACCCCGUCCGAGACCAGGGUUCAGAUCCCCUUGCUCUCGUGCGAUGUCUCUUACCAGAAGCUGCAGAUGUCUGCACUAUCGACCCUAUGCCUCUUUGACCUCUUCUGCUUACUGUCGGGCAGAAUGCGCUUUGAUCAUGCGGCGCAUUUGGCCGGCGCGGUGUAUGGAUUGACCUACGAUCAAGACUCCCGCUGGAACGAGCACCGCGCUCGAUUUCUCGAGAAACUCAACAAGGCCCUUCAACGCCAACCAGGGGGGGUAGCAGCCUUUUCCAAAUGGUACCAAGCUGAGACAGAGGCUGCAGGUGUGCCCGCUGGAGAAGAUUCGCCGAAUGUGGUAGUCCGCAGGGAGGCACUGAGCUCACAGACGGAGAAAGAGCUAGACGCGGCCCUGCAUGGUGAACCCGCUGCACUGAGGACUGAAAUGGCGAGUCAUGAUCAUAUGUAAAUCCAGAGAAGGCGGGAGCAGUCGGUAGGCGACGUGCAAACCGCCUCUACGCAGUGCCUGUCUCACCUGGCCUGCUUUUUGCUCACGUAAAGAAGACUCAAAGACUAACCCUCGUGGCUUUCCCAAAGAGCUGGACAAGUGCCA
Microstroma glucosiphilum is the source of this 1867-nucleotide messenger RNA. RefSeq lists its product as hypothetical. The transcript has 4 exons. The record is from RefSeq and is a predicted model, not a curated record. The coding region runs from base 113 to 1723 and encodes 536 amino acids. Lineage: Eukaryota; Fungi; Basidiomycota; Exobasidiomycetes; Microstromatales; Microstromataceae.